AGAAAAAGAGUGGAGGAGGAAAAGCUUCGGAGCUCGGGAUCGGCGAUGGAGUCGGGAGCAAAGGCGACGAAGAAGACCGGCGCGGCCGGGCGCCGGGGCGGCGGCGGGCCGAAGAAGAAGUCCGUCUCCCGCUCCGUCAAGGCCGGCCUCCAGUUCCCCGUCGGCCGCAUCGGGCGCUACCUCAAGCUGGGACGCUACGCCAAGCGCAUCGGCAGCGGCGCCCCCGUCUACCUCGCCGCCGUCCUCGAGUACCUCGCCGCCGAGGUCCUCGAGCUGGCGGGGAACGCGGCCAAGGACAACAAGAAGAACCGGAUCACCCCGCGGCACGUGCUGCUCGCGGUCCGCAACGACCAGGAGCUCGGGAAGCUGCUCGCCGGCGUCACCAUCGCGCACGGAGGGGUGCUGCCCAACAUCAACCCCGUGCUGCUCCCCAAGAAGACCGCCGCGGCGGCUGCCAAGGAAGCCAAGCCGGCCAAGGAGAAGACCAAGUCGCCCAGGAAGGCCCCCGCCAAGAAGGCGGCCGACUCUUAGGCCCGGCACUGCACAACGACGGUGCCCCGUCCCUCUCGUCUCCCCUUCCGUGUUUGUCUGUCUGUCUGAUCCACCUAAUCGUUGCUGUGGUUGUUGCAAGUCAUCGAGAUC
This is a messenger RNA of Lolium rigidum, 642 nucleotides long. RefSeq names its product probable histone H2A.4. The record is from RefSeq and is a predicted model, not a curated record. Gene Ontology annotation, cellular component: nucleosome. Lineage: Eukaryota; Viridiplantae; Streptophyta; Magnoliopsida; Poales; Poaceae. The coding region runs from base 46 to 531 and encodes 161 amino acids. The transcript is spliced from 2 exons. Gene Ontology annotation, molecular function: DNA binding; structural constituent of chromatin; protein heterodimerization activity.